This is a messenger RNA of Leptosia nina, 1539 nucleotides long. NCBI's taxonomy places the organism in Eukaryota, Metazoa, Arthropoda, Insecta, Lepidoptera, Pieridae. The record is from the annotation of a GenBank genome assembly.
AUGUAUAGAACGUUACUACUACUGCUUCUUUCGCUGACCAGUGUAUCUAACGGCCAGAAAGUAAAAUGUGACCAGACACCGCCGCAGGCGACGGUGCGCACGCCAACCGAAAAUAAGGGCAUUUAUCGGAUGACCAUCAGUACGAAAGGGAACGAUACGAAUAUUUACCGUCCUGAUCAAACUUACGUUUUAAAACUAACAACAAACAACUCGACACGACCAUUCCGUUGGUUCAUGAUAACUGUGGAGGAUCCUGAUGUAGACGGUGCUAGUUCUGAGUUUGACCCCAAGCUGAUAAACGUUGGCAGCCUGAAGACCAUAGACACCAAUAAGAUGUCCCGCUACAGCGAACGAUGUUACAAUUCAGUGGAAAACACUGAUAAUUCUGAUAAAUAUAAAGUAGAGAUCCACUGGGUAUCGCCGAAGCAAAGCGGUAGCAAACAAAAGGUGCGUCUGCGCGCUAUGGUCGCUGAGAACGAAGAAGUAUGGCACAUCGGGGAGAACCUGACGAUCUAUUUGGAGAAAGAUGACCGUCGCCCUUUGGACAGUCCUCCUUACUUGGCGACAGACUCUUGUAAUUUGUGCAGCGAAGCACAGUAUGAGGGCCGUUGGUCCCGAAUGACACAUCCACGUUAUUACCCGAGCAGACCGGACGACAACGGGUACAGUCACAUGAUUGGGGCGUCGCAUUCUUAUUCGCAUAUCGUGUGGCAACCAGGAGAUAAAGCAUCUCCUGGUUUGAAACAAUUAGCUGAGGAAAGUGAUAUAAGCGUCAUUGAGAGAGAAAUUAUUGAUGCUAUGUCACCUCAAAACGGUACAAGGACGUUAAUCAUUGGAACCCGUCGCUACCACCCCUACAUGUCAGAACCGUCCCACUCCUUAUUUCGAGUUGACAGAAUUCAUCAUCUCUUCUCAAUGGUGGUGGCUAUGAAGCCCUCACCCGAUUGGUUCUUGGGCGCGAGCAGGUUUGAACUAUGUACCAAUGUUGGCUGGUUGGAGCAAUCGGAGAUCCCGUUGUUCCCAUGGGACGCUGGAACUAUGGAUGGAAUUUCCUAUGAGUCCCCUCCAUCCAUAACUCAACCGGUUGAUGCCGUCGAUCGAGUCGCAGUGGGUUCGUUCAAUAAGGAAUCUCCAUUCUAUCAGAUGAAUUUGAACGAGCUUAAGCCAUUUGCCCUCUUACAAGUCAGAAGACUAAACGUAUACCCACUAGUUGGAAUGGACUGUAAUGAAGAGGCAUCCAUCUCUGAAGAUGAAAAAGAACAGCGGGAGGACAAUGUUGACGAAGAGCUUGAGGGUGAUGAACCGAGACUGCUAGAAUCGAAAGUGGCCCAAAAUUGUGCACCAACUGAAUGGGGUGACUGGUCCGAAUGUGUCCCAGACGUGGGGAAUUGCGGUAUUGGGACUCAAGUUAGACUACGGCAAAAACAGAAGAAGGUGUUUUAUGAGAGUUAUCAGGUGGAUAGCGAUGACGAUGACGGCUCGUGCGCAUCUGACUCACACGGAACGGAACAGUUUCAGCGUUGUUAUGUUGCAUGUUGA